Molecule: messenger RNA, 299 nt
Organism: Racocetra persica
Lineage: Eukaryota; Fungi; Glomeromycota; Glomeromycetes; Diversisporales; Gigasporaceae
Source: the annotation of a GenBank genome assembly
GCGCUCAGUUUGAUCUUUAUCCACCUAGGAAAUGCUCUGCGACUAAUCGCCUAAUCACGGCAAAAGACCAUGCGUCUGUUCAGAUCAAUGUUGGAGAGGUUGACGAAAAAGGUCGCUUCACUAAUACUUAUACAACCUAUGCAUUGUGCGGUUUCGUCCGUUGUUCGGGUGAAUCCGAUGAUUCCUUGAACCGGUUAGCUACAAAAGACGGCUGUGAGUUUUACAUGAUCAUUUCUGUGUUUGUUGUUUCCGAAAACUUUGUUAACGCAGGCUUUAUUCUUUUUAUUACUAGUUCUUAA